UUGUAGUAACCAGAACAGCAGCUACAAGAAGAUAACGCCAGUUAGCUAGACUAGAGCUAACUGGCUAAUAAUGUUCUCUAGCUACAAGAUCAGCUUGUCAUUUAGCUAGCAAUGGUAUUCUAGCUAUUAGGUCUUCUAACUACCAGCAUUCAAUGUUGGCAUGUUUCGGAGCCGACGUUGGAGGCCGAAGAUGUCUCCAGAUAUAACUUCAGCAAGCUGACUGAAAGCAGGUUUCAUCAGGUGUGCCUUCCCCCCUCACUGUGGAGGAAAUGCCAGCUGUGAUCCAGGCCAAAGAGGAUUCGGAGUCUUCCUCGGAGGACGAGCUCGAGGACCAUCUUUGCAUUGCAUGGAGUGGCUGUAGCAGGAAAAUACCAGUUGUGGUCUUCUAUGCGGAAGCCAUAGUCUCUAAAGAUGUCAACAUGCGCUCUAUUGGAGAACAGUACAACCUGGGUUUUAAGAUCGUACGGACAGAGAGUCGCCUGGUACGCGGUAUACUGACCAAUCAUGGCUUCCAUGAGGUCCAUCCAAACAGUAAUGACUUCAACCUCAUGUGGACAGGGUCCCACCUUAAGCCUUACCUGCUACGCAGCCUUCAAGACUUCCAGAAGGUUAACCACUUCCCCAGGUCAUAUGAACUGACUCGCAAAGACCGACUGUAUAAAAACAUCCAGCGGAUGCAGCAAGCUCACGGCUUCAAAAACUUCCACAUCGUUCCUCAGACGUUUGUGCUUCCCUCAGAGUACCAGGAAUUCUGCUGUUCUUUUACCAGGGACAAGGGUCCCUGGAUCAUCAAGCCUGUUGCUUCCUCCAGAGGCCGUGGCAUCUACCUGGUCAGCAAUCCAAACCAGAUUCCUCUGGAUGAGAAUAUCUUGGUGUCUCGCUACAUUAACAACCCUCUACUGAUAGAUGACUUCAAGUUUGACGUGCGUCUGUAUGUACUGGUGACGUCCUACGACCCCUUGGCGAUCUACCUGUACGAGGAGGGCCUGACCAGGUUUGCCACGGUGAAGUACGACCGCGCCGCCAAGAACAUCAAGAACCAGUUCAUGCACCUCACCAACUACAGCGUCAACAAGAAGAGCCAUGCCUACGUCAGUUGCGAUGACCCUGAAGUGGAGGAUUAUGGGAACAAGUGGAGCAUGAGCGCGAUGCUGAGGUAUUUGAAGCAGGAGGGGAAAGACACCACAGUGCUGAUGAGCCAGGUAGAAGAUCUCAUCAUCAAAGCUGUGCUGAGCGCCGAGCUGCAGAUAGCCACCGCCUGCAAGAUGUUUGUUCCCCACAAGACCAACUGCUUCGAACUCUAUGGUUUUGACGUGCUGAUCGACUCCAAUCUGAAACCCUGGCUUCUGGAGGUCAACCUCUCUCCCUCGCUGGCCUGUGACGCACCUCUGGAUCUGAAGAUAAAGGCCAGCAUGAUAUCAGACAUGUUUUCUCUUGUGGGGUUUGUGUGUCACGACCCCCUGCUACGACAGCCUCGCUCUGAACGAAUCACCCUGGACCCUGGCCUGAAGAACCCUGUCCAGAAGUCUCAGCGUCCUGUCACUGCUCAGACAGCAGCAGCCUCCAGACUGCGUCAGAGGCCUCAGUCAGCCAACAACACAGACAUGGAGAGCUCCCGGCUGGGCAGGCAGGCAGACAGCACCCUGGGACUGACCACAGAGGAGUUGAAGGUGCUGAGGAGGAUCAGAGAGGAGCAUGAGAGACGAGGAGGGUUCAUCCGAAUCUUCCCGACCCCAGAGACCUGGGAGAUGUACAGCGGAUAUCUGGAGUACAAGACAUCGAUGAACUCCAUGUUGGCCAACAGACUUUUCCAUGGAAGAUUGGGAAAAUCGUCUACUUCUUCAAGAUCACGGAGCCUGAGUGGGAAUGUCCAGCUGCAGGUGGACGCGUGUCACGUGUUCCAGUACGAGAGGAAGCUGCUGUCGCUGGAGGCGAGGAAGAGGAGGCAGCGCCACCUGGCUGAGCGUCCGGGGCUGUCGAGGAGGAGAGGGACAUCACGCAGGGCCGCUGAGAGGAGUGAGGAGGAGGACGUGGAGGAGGGGGAGGAGAGACUGCAGGAGGAAGAGGAGGACAAGAACCGAGUGGUGGGUCAGAACCCUCCCAGGGCUCCUCCGACAGAGCAGCACCCAGAGCCUGGAGCAGCCGACCCCCCCGAGGGCCUCCACAGCGGGGCCGCGGCCCCGACACAACCAGGCCGAGGUGCCAAGCCCUCCCGGCCCAAAGUCAACCUGCUCCACAUCCUCCAGCAGGGCUGGGACCUCAGUAAAGUGCAGGCUCGCAUGGCCUUCUCCUCCUACCUCCACCGCGUCCAGCUCAGACUGCUGGCAGAGAGCAGCAGCACCUCCAUCUCAGCCUGGCCAGAGAAGGACCACGAUCAGAUGGAGUUGGUGAUGCGCUUCCUGAUGCGAGCGGCCAGGAACCUCCAGGAGGAGGUGGAGAUGGUUCUGCCCAGCGCCCAGCUGCCCCUGCAGGACCGCAGACACAUCCUGUCUCAACAGCUGGCCCGUUUCAUCCGCUGCUACAACAAGGAGACAGAGCUGAUGGAGAAGAGCUCCGAGGAGGAGCGGUGCAUCAACCCCAGAGUGUUCCAGGAGUUCAUCGUCGAGGCCAGUGAAAGUGAUCUGGAGGAGGUCCUGACAUACUACACACACAAGACCCAGUCAGCGAGCGUGUUCCUGGGGCCCGCGUGUCAGAGGGCGGAGACAUACCGCAGCAGAGCUCCGCCCCCUCAUCCCAACACACAGAAAACUCUGCCGGUGACCAAGGAGGGCUCCAGCACCUCCGAGUCCUCCCUCUGUGCAGUCCAGAUCAGAGACGACCCACCUCCCAGGCCUGCAGGAGACCUGCCCUCCGCCCCCCCCUCCACAGCCCUCCAGCAGGCCGCUCUCAGCAGCAGCCAAGCCAGGCCCGACGUCCAGAUCCCCCACAAGUCCUCCACCGGCCCUGUGGCCUUAGACUGCACCCACAUCCACCUGCAGCACUGUCCCCCCCCUCCCCAGUCUCUGCCCCUGCACUGCCCCCCUCCACCCCCACCCGCCCAGCCUCCAUGCUACGUCCAGUCUCCCCCCUACACCCUGUCCCGGUCCCACGUCCCCCCUUCCUCCCAGCAUGCACCUCCCCAGCCCCCAGGCACAGUCACCAUGGUCCCUCGGUCCCGUGGUGUCAUAUGGUCGCCCCACCCCGGCCUCCACCCCGGCCUCCACCCCGGCCUCACCACCACCCCGGCCCCCGCGGCCCCCCAGAUGUUGCGGAGGAUCCAGUCGUUCACCUCCUCCUCCUCUUCUAAAGCAGCCAGCUCCUCCAUGACUGCAGCCACACACGUCUACAAACAGAAGCUUUCCAGAUCCACGUCUGCAGGGCAAGUGAUGAAGCGGGCCAGCUCAGGCCGCUCCAGACCCGACUCGGGAGGGUUGUUUAAGGACCUGGACUCCCUGUCUGCCCAGGCCCAGACCAACCAGCAGGCCAUCGUCUCAGCCCUGCAGAAGCUGUCUGAGAAGCAGACUGCUCGGCAGUACACCUCCUCCAGCCACAUCAGCCUCCUCACGCAGCACCUCACUAACCUGAACCUGGCCAAAGGGGUGCUGAGCCUGGGGUCGGCAGGGAGGCCGAGGGCCGUGGCCCAGGGUCCUGUCAGGGCCUUCCACUCCAACACCGACUCUGCCAGCAGCACAGGGCCCAGGACCCAGCAGGAUGAGCAGGCAGUGUGGGACAGGGAGACCCAGAGUGCCUACAGCCUGGUGACGGGUGUCCUGCCCCGGUCGCACCACCAGCCCACGCCCGGCAGCUACCAGCUGCAGUUCGCCAUCCAGCAGCUGCAGCAGCAGAAACUCCAGUCCCGCCAGCUUCUGGACCACACGACUCUCAGACACCAGGCCCUGUUUGCAGGCCACACCAUCUCCCCAGCCCCAGUGGUAGCUAGCAGACCCCAGGCUCCUGGCCUCUGCUCCAGCACCCAGCCGACCCACCAAGGCUGGCUGAACCAGGCCGCAACCCAGCCUCAGCCUCAGCCCCGCACUGGCCCCAUCCUCACCCCCAAACCCCCCAGCGGAGGCCGGCAGGAGGGCGUGGUCAGGAAGACCUCCUCUCAGCGUGUCAACAAGCUCGUCUCGUCAGACGGCCAGGCCGGCGGGAGCAUGUCUGCUGGUCAGCAGGUGGUCCAUGAGGCGGCGUGCGGAAGAGCAGGUCUGUCCAUGUACAGUAAGCUGUUCCAGGCCCAGGGCUCCAGGCCCAGAUGACAGCCUCGGGACCCCAAGCGUGGGGACCCCAGGCUGCCUCCCUGCAGCCCUCCCAGGUGUCUCUGCAUGUGACCCCAGGCCCCCUGUGGGGGCGGGGUCAUCGGUGGGGGCGGGGCCACCGGUGGGGGCGGGGUGUGUCCCCGAGCGCACAGCCAGCUCUGUGUCGUUGUGUGCAGCAGAGCAGCUGGUGGGUCGGGCGGGUGCAGGCUCAGUGUCGAGCUGCACUGAGCUGCCAAACACUUCCUGAUGGCCUACUCUCCUCGCCCCCGCCCAAACCACCCCUUGCCCCCACCCUAACCCCGGUACCCCACCCCCUUGCCCCUCUCCUACCAACAGUUCUCCUAUUCAUUCGUCCUGUUGCUUCUUGAUGCUACGGAAAGGUUUCAGUGACAGACACGGUGUAACAGCUGCUUGCCUAAGCCCCUCUGAGCGCCGUGGCACCGUGGCAGAAGGCUCUGGAUUCUGCUCAGCUCACCCAGGGACAGGCUCACCCAGGGACAGGCUCACCCAGGGACAGGCUCACCCAGGGACAGGCUCACCCAGGGACAGGCUCACCCAGGGACAGGCUCACCCAGGGACAGGCUCACCCAGGGACAUGCUCACCCAGGGACAGGCUCACCCAGGGACAGGCUCACCCAGGGACAGGCUCACCCAGGGACAGGCUCACCCAGGGACAGGCUCACCCAGGGACAUGCUUUCUACUGCGUCUGAGAUGGAGCUACUGUAUUUGAGUUUGCCAGUGUCAUCUUCAGAUGAGGCAGUUUCAACUCCGCACGCCAACUCCACACUCCCUCACCCCCUCCCCCCUGACGUACAGACCCAGGUCAGUCCACGCAGGGUGUGUCUGUUCCUGGGGGCUGAGGACCCUGGCUGGGCGUGACCUGAACACUUGAAUGUUUGAAUUUGCAUCUUGCCUUUUCAUUUCCCUCAUCUGUCAUACCACUGUUGUUGUCCUGCAGGAUAAAGCACGCACACACACAGCGUAGCCUACUGUAGACUGUGUUUUGACAAGGUUUUCCAGUCAUAGAUUUUCGAGUGCUGUAAAUGGAUAGUGUACUCUCAAGACCUACACACACUUAGAGGUGGGUGGGUUUAGAUUGCAGAUUGUUAGUAUAUUUAAGUGUAUUAAAUGCACUAAAUGUAAUGUUGAAGUGUAUUAAAUGCAUUAAAGGAAAUGUUAAAGUGUAUUAAAUGAAUUGUUGGUGUAAUAAAUGCAUACAGAGUAAGAGUGAGUCAGAGUCCUGGAUCCUGUGCUCAGAGUCGGGAGGAGAUCCAGCCUCUACUGCCUUCCUCUCAGUGGGCAGGACGGUCUGCCCACUAGUGCACAUGCUCAGUUCCUCUCAGUGGGCAGGACGGUCUGUCCACUAGUGCACAUGCUCAGUUCCUCUCAGUGGGCAGGACGUUCUGUCCACUAGUGCACAUGCUCAGUUCCUCUCAGUGGGCAGGACGGUCUGUCCACUAGUGCACAUGCUCAGUUCCUCUCAGUGGGCAGGACAGUCUGUCCACUAGUGCACAUGCUCAGGGUGACAUCGUUGAUGUCAUAGGCCUAAAAAACAGUUUGAUGUUUUUAAGAUUUCACUUUUCUGACUGUUUUUUUGUUGUUGAUGAAAACACCGGAAUUGUUGUUAUGUUUGUACUCUGUUCCAAGACCAAAUUAUCUAUUUUUAACUCAGUCUGUGAUGAUUGUAAUGUACUUUGAAGAUUUCUACAGUAGCACAUGCAUUAUUUGUGUUUUUAAAAGCUCCAAAAAAAAAGUUCUUAAGUUUGUACCGUUUGACACCGUAAUGUUAGUGUCAGUGUUUUUAAUUGAAUUUGUAUUGCUAAUGAAUAUUUCUACAGUAAGCAUGCUGUGACAUAACCCUAGUGAGUCAGUGAGUAGACCAGCUCCAGGUUUAGCUGUACAUACACGCAUCAAAACGUCAAUCAUGCCACUCUCUGUACGUGUUGUUAAUGAGUGCAUAUUUUAUAAUAAAAAAGGUUUACUAAGAGUCACUUUUCCUAAUACAGU
Molecule: messenger RNA, 6243 nt
Organism: Osmerus eperlanus (European smelt)
Lineage: Eukaryota; Metazoa; Chordata; Actinopteri; Osmeriformes; Osmeridae
Gene: ttll5
Product: tubulin tyrosine ligase-like family, member 5
Exons: 33
Coding region: 270-4235 (1321 amino acids)
Biological process (GO): protein polyglutamylation; microtubule cytoskeleton organization
Cellular component (GO): cilium
Molecular function (GO): tubulin-glutamic acid ligase activity; tubulin binding
Source: RefSeq, a predicted model, not a curated record